Rotaria sp. Silwood1 is the source of this 2370-nucleotide messenger RNA. The record is from the annotation of a GenBank genome assembly. Lineage: Eukaryota; Metazoa; Rotifera; Eurotatoria; Philodinida; Philodinidae.
AUGGAAGCUAAUUUAGAGCAACUAGUUGUUGCAUUAAACAUAUCUUCUUUAUCUGCUGAUAUUCUUCAACAAAUAACAUUGCUUCUUCAAUCAAAAACUGAUGAAGUAUUACCAUCAUUCAUUUCACAAGAAUAUCAAUCGUUAUUUACCUUGGAACACAAGGUAUGGCAAUUACUUGGUGAAGAUUCUCGUGAAUGGUUUAAUGACUCAAACUAUUCAGAAUUUUUUCAAACACUUGGUUCAUUCAACAAAAAUAUGAUUUUUAAUCAAGAUAAUAUUAAAGAUGAAAUUAUAAUAUCCCUUCUUAUGCCUGAUACGAUUGAUCAGAUUAAUAGUAUAUUCAAACAAAUCGAACAAAGUAUUGAUGAUAAUGAUCCAGUAAUUACUUUUGCUAGUCUCUGGUUUGAUAAUCUUUCAUUUUUUAUACAUGAAUAUCCUCAAUUAGGUCAUUCACCUAUUAUAAUUCAAAUGAAUCAAUAUGUGGCAGGUCAUUUUAUUCUUAGUGAACAAUUUAAAUUUUAUCUAGGUCAACUACGACAAUCACCAUUAUUACAAUCACUAUUUACUGCUAAACAACUUUUCUAUAUGCGAACAUGUCCAUUUUCUUUGCAUGUCUACUUUCAUAGCAAUCCUUCAAGUUUUGAUUAUACUCCUGAUCAAAUUCUUCAAAAUAUUGGUAAUGAUUAUUUACAAAUAAUACAAAUUCAAAGUUAUACGAUUGAGUUAUGGAGUACAGAAUUACUUAGUUGUAUGACUCAGUUAAUUGGUUUUAUGCGUGCAUUUCUGUGGUGGAAUGGAGAAAUAGGAACAAAAUUUAAAAUACUUUUAUCAACAGAAAAAAUAUUAUGUGAAUAUAUACAAGCAAUGAUUCAUAUUACUGAUUAUGAAGCACAGUGUGGACGUAUUAUGUCACAAUGGAUUAAUAAUGAAACUAUUUUACUGGAUUCUGUUAUGAUUUUUUUAAUGCAUAUAGCACAAACACAAAAUAUAAAUUGGUUCUUUCGUUCGAUAAAUCAAUUACCAGAUAUACUUUUGAAAAUAGCUGAAUCAUCUAUAAAUAAUGAAAUAUGUUUGUGUGCUUAUGGAAUAUUAACUGAAAUUCUUACUGAUGAAGAUUUAAAAAAAUUGAAAUUUCCGGAUAAUAUAAGAGUUUAUUUUUUUGAAAUGUUUGAAAAGGCAUGGCAGAAUCCUGAGAAGAGGUACAAACAAAUGCCGAUUUAUUAUUUCUUACGAGGAUUUUCAAAUUUAUCAAAAAACGAUUACAUCCAACGAAGGACAGCUGAAUUAAAUAAAAUAUUACUUUUUAUCGAUAUGUGUGAUAAAUAUCCAAUUGUAUAUGAUAUUAUAUGGGCGCUUUCAUUUAAUCAAGAUAUUCAACAACAACUUCGUUCUAAUUCAGCAUUUAUGUCUAAAUUAACUCUUCUAGCCAAAGAAAGUAAAGAUGACCAAAUGAAAAAAAAUAUACAUGGAAUUCUUUGGAAUCUUGAAUUAAAUCGUGAAAUUGGUUCAACAAUAGUAAUUAAAGAUGAAGAAUUAUUUGAUAUUAUGAUUAGUUAUUCACAUGAAGAAAAAGUGCUUUGUAAACAAAUCUAUGAUGAAUUAAUUAAUUGUGGUUAUCGUAUAUGGAUUGAUUUUAAUCAAAUGCAUGGAAAUGUUAUGGAUGCAAUGGCACAAGCUAUUGAACGAUCACAUACAAUAAUUAUUUGUAUGAGUGAACAAUAUCGAAAAAGUAAUUAUUGUCGUGCUGAAGCACAAUAUGCAUUCCGACAGCAACGUAAAAUUGUCCCCGUUAUUUUACAAAAACAUUAUAGACCUGAUGGAUGGCUUUCAUUUCUUAUUGGUUCAUUACUUUAUAUAGAUUUCAAUAAAUACGAAUUUCCUGAAGCGAUGGUAAAGCUAUUUAACGAACUGAAAGUGGAAGAUAUGUCUAAGAUUAAUGUUGUGCCUGUUCGACCUAAAGAAGAUAUUGCUGCUAUACCUCCUACUCUAUCUGUGUCUUCACCAAAGAGAUCAGUAUCACCGACAUAUUCUCAGAAUAUUCUUGAAUGGACACAAACACAAGUACAGAAUUGGUUAUUAGAACAUAAUCUUGUUCAAAUGUCUCGUAUUCUUACGAAUUGUGAUGGUCGCAGUUUAAUCUACUUGAACAAAUAUAUAAAACAUUGUCCAAUACAACAAAUUUUGAAUUUAUUUCAAGAAGAGUCACAUCGAAGAAUAAAUGAAAGUAUAUCAUUAAUAGAGUUAUCCUGUUUUCAAUCGUUAAUGGAUCAACAAAAACGACUUAUUCAGUCAAUAGAUGUAAACACUGAACAAAAUGGUUCUCUAAUUUCUUGUUCGAUUCAUAAUGAAACGAGAGCAACAAGAAUGUGA